GGCUAUUCAAACCCCAAAUCAGAUUGAAGAAGCGCCAUGGACAAGUCAAUAAAUCGCUUCUGUCAAGUCGAUCCAAUGGAGUUCUUCGCGUAUCCGCCAAAAGACGCCCCUCCUGUUCCGCCACCAUUGGAACUGCAUGUUUACCCACCAUUUGCGGAAUUUAUAGAGUUUGGCGGCGCUUCAAAGCAUGUUCUUACCAAUGCUGGUUCCUCCCGAAUGGUAUUCAAAGUGAAGUGUAGCAAUAAUUCCUUAUUCAAGGUGUCACCGGUCUAUGCGUUUCUCGAUUCCGGUGCUUCAAUGGAUUUGCAGAUACUCCGGCAAGAAGGUCCCACCCGCAACGAUAAAUUGAUAAUAAUGUACAAGGAAGCUAAGCGUUCGGAAAAGGAUCCCAAGAAAUCGUUCGAAAAUGAGGGUGUCACAGCGAAAAAAGUCCUUCCAUUAAUCACGAGGGAUGUCGACGAGACGUGACUGCGGCGGAAGUGCUUGCCUUAAGAAUUGUAUAUAUUAAUGAUCUCAUAA
Cylicocyclus nassatus is the source of this 519-nucleotide messenger RNA. The record is from the annotation of a GenBank genome assembly. Lineage: Eukaryota; Metazoa; Nematoda; Chromadorea; Rhabditida; Strongylidae.